AUGGCGGCGGGAGCGGCGUACGGUGGCGGCGCUGGUCCGUUCAUCUUUUGGUUCAAUGGAGAUCGGUUCAAUGCAGGUAUUUUCUCAAGGCCGGCUACCCUGUCAUCUUCAUCCAUCGCCGUGGGAGCAAGCAGCCUUACUGUAGGUUUCUUCCAGAGGAUUCCUUUCUCGAUCUUUUUGAGCUCGGUGAAGACUCGGAGAUCCAAGGCAACCAGAUUGAACGGGUACGACGCGGCGGCGCACCUGACGGAGGAGACAUUCUGCAGCAUCGGCAUCAUCUCCGUCUUCGGCUGGGCGUACAUUCUGGCCCUCAUCUUCAGCAUCCAGAAAGCAGAUCACAGUACUUUAGAUGACAUAACAAACAACAACACAGUUUUAGUUCAACCACCUGUGGAUGAGGCUGAGCGGAAGAGGGAAGAGAGGAAUAGAAAACAACGAGAAUACCGAGCAAGGAUAAAGGCUAACGAAACUGACGAGCAGAGAGAAGAGAGGAAUAAAAGGCGUCGGGAACAACGAGUAUUGAAGAGGACAGAGUCAUCGACGCAUACUAUAGGGCCUGAUCAUGUUACCAGCUCAAAUAGGCAAAGGGCCCUCGCAAAACGAGAGAGGUACAAUAAUAUGAAUGAACACGGCAAGGAAAACAUGUUGCAGAGAAAAAGGGACUACAAGAAAAAGAUGAGGACACAGUCAGCCGAGGACCAUCUAGAGGCACCUCGUGCUUUGGAUAUUGAUGAUCUUCUUGAUGACGAAGAGACCAGGCAGUACAUUGGUGAAGAUGGUGCUUUCGAGUCCAAUCGUGUCAGUGUUAAUGGUGUUGAUCUGAAUAACAAUGAAGAUCCUUACGAUUAUGUCUACCAAAAUUUUCCUGAUAGGCACCAUGUUCUGAGAAAGGUGUCAGGAGCUGUUACGACGAGGGGUGUGUCCAGGCAAACAACAAGAAUAUUGGCCAAACCAAACAAGGAAUUAGAUCCAACAGGAAAGUGCACCAAGAAUAUAGUGUAUAAAGAUGUCCUGCAAUGGUGA
Molecule: messenger RNA, 1023 nt
Organism: Miscanthus lutarioriparius
Lineage: Eukaryota; Viridiplantae; Streptophyta; Magnoliopsida; Poales; Poaceae
Source: the annotation of a GenBank genome assembly